This is a messenger RNA of Dentiscutata erythropus, 1498 nucleotides long. Lineage: Eukaryota; Fungi; Glomeromycota; Glomeromycetes; Diversisporales; Gigasporaceae. The record is from the annotation of a GenBank genome assembly.
AUGGCAUCUAGCAAUAUCAAUCAAUUAAAAUUAUGCCAAUUUUCUGACCCUAUGGACACUCUUCGAGCAUCUGAAGUCUUAUGGAAUAAGGAUAUUUUUUCUAUUAUUCAAGGAGAACAAAAAAAGAAAUCAAUUUUAACAAUAGAUGAGUUAUUAAAAUGGUUAUCAAAACCAGGAAUUAAAAAUAAUAAAAAGAUUAGGUCAAAACCUAUACCAAAGACAGACGAAGAAUGGUUUGAUUUAAUGGAGUCAAAUGAUAACAAUAAAGGUAGUGAACCCAGUGAUUCAGAAUAUGACACAGCAGAUGAAGAUCCAGAUAUUUAUUUCGAGAAAAUUGUAGAUCUAUAUAUUAAUAGAAUAUCAGAAGCUGAAAAAUUUAAUAAAGGUGAAGUAUGUGAUUAUUACGCAUCUGUUCCUAAAGAAUAUUUUGCUAAAGGUGAGCCAUUAGCUUUCUUUGAGUCAGUCGAGGAAAAAAUUGCUAAUGUAUAUAAAAGAGAAUUAAGUUUAAAAGAAAUUAUAAGAGAAGAUUUAAUUAAUGCAAGUAUAGAAAAAGGAUAUAAUGAAAUUAUAGAUGAAAUAGAAGAUGAGACAUUACAAGAAUCUGAAUGCGCAUUCAGACCAUUGCAAGGUAGUAGUUAUCUACCUUUACCAGAAGCUUUAAAUAAACCACAACUAGGAAUAAUUAAUCCACAAAAUAGGGAUGAUAAUGAAUCAAAUUUUGAAGGUAUAAAAUUUCUGGCAACACUCCAUGAUAUAGAUAAAUUCGAAGAAAGCAAUCCUAAUUAUGCUAUCAAUAUAUUUAAACCAUUUUAUAGAGAAGCUUUUGGAAAAAUAAAAGUAGAUAUAGAUCCAUUACAUAUUUCAGAAUGUAAUUAUCAAGUAGAGUAUAUGAUAGAUUUAUUAUAUUUAACAGAAGGUGAAGAGAGUUUAAAUGAUCAAAAAAAUCAAAAUGAUAUACCAGAAGGCUUAAAAACACAUUAUGUAUAUAUAACAGAUUUUGAGCAAUUAAUACAUAAUCGAUUAGAUUUAUUACAGAAACAUAUUCUUACAUGUCCAGAUCCAAAUAAGGCUUUACAACGUUUAAUUCUCUCAGAAGAAGAAGCCAAAGAAAUUGAAGCAGAUAAAAAAGAUAAAGAAGAAAAUACUAUAAAAGAAGCGAAGCAGAUAGCAGUUUCAUAUGGAUAUACUAUUUAUUGUUCAGAUAGAACAACACAAAAACCAGUGAUUAAUCGAGAAUCAGAAAAUAUAAUAAAAGACUUAAUGGAAAACCUUCAAGAAGAUCUAGAAGUUAUUUUAGAUAAGCUUCAUGAAAUAGCUCCAUGUGAAAAAAUAACACCUGAAUUAUGGCGAAAAUAUCAAACUGCAAACAAAUGUUGGAUAUGUGAAGAAAAAUUACAUGAAGCUGGAUAUAAUAAAAUUUGUGUAUUCGAUCUUGAAACCAAAAAAUAUUUGGGUGCUUCGCAUAGAAAAUGUCACAGGAAAAAAUUAAUGAUUCAAG